Molecule: messenger RNA, 1068 nt
Organism: Mus caroli (Ryukyu mouse)
Lineage: Eukaryota; Metazoa; Chordata; Mammalia; Rodentia; Muridae
Product: olfactory receptor 1500-like
Biological process (GO): G protein-coupled receptor signaling pathway
Cellular component (GO): membrane
Molecular function (GO): G protein-coupled receptor activity; olfactory receptor activity
Source: RefSeq, a predicted model, not a curated record
GCAGGCACCAUAAUACACCUUCUGCCAUUCUAGAUAAAUUUUCAGGAGGUAUCUUACUGUCCUCCAAACUACAGAUCUUGCAUUUCCAGCUUUAUGAUAGCAUCACUGGCAGAUUUCAGGGAUAGGAGGAUGACUGGAAACAACCAAACUUUCAUCUUGGAGUUCCUCCUCCUUGGCCUUCCCAUCCCCUCAGAGUACCAGCUGUUGUUCAAUGCCCUGUUCUUAGCUAUGUACCUCACCACCCUCCUGGGAAACCUGUUAAUCAUUCUCCUUGUUCGACUGGACUCCCAUCUCCACAUGCCCAUGUACUUGUUUCUCAGCAAUUUGUCCUUCUCUGAUCUCUGCUUUUCCUCUGUCACAAUACCUAAAUUGCUUCAGAACAUGCAGAGCCAAGUACCAACGAUAUCCUAUGCAGAUUGCCUGACACAGCUGUACUUCUUUCUGGUUUUUGGAGACAUGGAGAGCUUUCUUCUUGUGGCCAUGGCCUAUGAUCGUUAUGUGGCCAUCUGCUUCCCUUUACAUUAUACCAGCAUCAUGAGCACCAAGCUCUGUGUUUCACUAGUGCUACUACUGUGGAUGUUGACUAUAUUCCAUGCCCUGCUGCAUACCCUACUCACAGCUAGAUUAUCUUUCUGUAAGAAGAAUGUGAUUCUGCAUUUUUUCUGUGACCUACCAGCUCUUCUGAAGUUGUCCUGCUCAGACACUUUUGUUAAUGAGUUGAUGAUAUUUAUCCUGGGAGGGAUCAUCAGUAUUAUUCCAUUCCUACUCAUUGGUAUGUCCUAUGUAAGGAUUUUCUUCUCCAUUCUCAAGGUCCCAUCUACCCAGGGCAUUCACAAGGUCUUCUCCACCUGUGGCUCCCAUCUGUCUGUGGUGUCUCUGUUCUAUGGGACAAUUAUUGGUCUAUAUUUAUGCCCAUCAGCUAAUAAUUCUACUGUGAAGAAAACUGCCAUGGCUUUGAUGUAUACAUUGGUGACUCCCAUGCUCAACCCCUUCAUCUACAGCCUUAGGAACAGAGACAUAAAGAGGGCCCUAAUAAGAGUUAUUAGCAGUAAGAAAAUCUCUUUGUAA